Messenger RNA from Ustilaginoidea virens, 1371 nucleotides. RefSeq lists its product as uncharacterized. The record is from RefSeq and is a predicted model, not a curated record. The transcript is spliced from 3 exons. Gene Ontology annotation, molecular function: ubiquitin protein ligase activity; protein binding. Lineage: Eukaryota; Fungi; Ascomycota; Sordariomycetes; Hypocreales; Clavicipitaceae. Gene Ontology annotation, cellular component: GID complex; cytoplasm; nucleus. Gene Ontology annotation, biological process: proteasome-mediated ubiquitin-dependent protein catabolic process. Bases 1 to 1371 code for a protein of 456 amino acids.
AUGGCUGGGACAGAGGAAGCCGUCCCCUCGUCACCCUUCGGACUUCUGCUAGCAGAGGUCGUUCGCAUGCGACAAUCGAAUCUAAACGCAGCCAUCGAAGAUGUCGACUCCAUCAUCGAUCUACUCGUCGCCGCCCGGGAACAGGUCGCCAGUAACGAUGACGCUCACAAAAUUGCCAUGGCUAUGACGACUCUCCAAAAUCCAGUCAAGGCUCGCCUGGAGGCCAUAACGAAUGAUCUAAAGGAGGGAAGCAAGGCCCAAAGGGGUUUUGGCAAAGCGCUAGACAGAGCUCUUCCGCAUCGAGAGUUGCCCAUGGAGGCCGACGCCAUGGCCAAUCACCCCGAGUUGAUCAACCGAGCAAUAGCGAUGCAUCUGCUCCGAGAAGGCCAAUUUUCCGUGGCAUCCACUUUUCUACGCGAGCAGCACGAGCACCGUGAGCAGACCAACCAUUUAUCCGCGGCGGCCGGUCCCAAGACAGCACGGCUUGACGACGACGGCGACGAUGCCAUGAGCAGAUACGACGACGAGGACCAGGACGAGCAGGAGGACGAGCAGGAGGACCAGGACCAGGACCAGGACGAGGAUCAAGACAUGCAAGGCCUGCACUCAGAAGACCUCCAGGACAAGUUUUCUGAAAUGUACAGGAUCCUCGCCAAACUCAAGGCGCGAAACCUCGUGCCGGCUAUCGAAUGGGCCCGCGCCAACAACCCCAAGCUCGAGGCCAAGGGCAGCAACCUGGAGUUCGAGCUCAGCAAGCUGCAGUUCGUGUGGCUAUUCAAAGGCCCCCUGGUCAACGGCUUGCCCGACGAUGCCAACAACGGACAAUCCGGGGCGCUCUCGUACGCCCGCCAGCACUUUGGCCGCUUCCAGUCUCGCCACAUCAAGGAGAUUCAGCAGCUGUGUUGCGCCAUGGUCUACGCCUCGAACCUCGGAGAGUCUCCGUACCGCCGGAUAUUCGAAAUCGACUCGGCCUUUGACGACGUGUCCACGUCCUUUACGCGCGAGUUCUGCUCUCUGCUCGGCCUGUCAGCCGAGUCGCCGCUGUACAUGGCCGUCACGGCGGGAUCCAUUGCCCUGCCCCGCCUCAUCAAGUACACCACCUACAUGAAGGAGAAGAAGACGGAGUGGACGACGGAAAACGAGCUCGCGUUCGAAACACCCCUCCCGCCCUCCAUGAUUUACCACCCCAUCUUCGUCUGCCCCGUCAGCAAGGAGCAGACCACCGAGCAGAACCCGCCCAUGAUGCUGCCCUGUGGCCACGUCAUCUGCAAAGAAAGCUUGCACAACAUCGCCGCCAAGGGCGCGCGAUACAAAUGCCCGUACUGCCCAACAGAGGGACACUUGCGCGAUGCCGUCAAGAUUACUCUUUGA